Messenger RNA from Salvelinus fontinalis (brook trout), 6054 nucleotides. RefSeq names its product paired mesoderm homeobox protein 2-like. The coding region runs from base 3909 to 4742 and encodes 277 amino acids. Lineage: Eukaryota; Metazoa; Chordata; Actinopteri; Salmoniformes; Salmonidae. Gene Ontology annotation, biological process: regulation of transcription by RNA polymerase II. The transcript is spliced from 5 exons. Gene Ontology annotation, molecular function: DNA-binding transcription factor activity, RNA polymerase II-specific; RNA polymerase II transcription regulatory region sequence-specific DNA binding. The record is from RefSeq and is a predicted model, not a curated record.
GCAGGUAACCCAGCUAAGUGUUCCUUCCUCACCCAUUUAUGGAAAAUUAACCAAGGCAGUAAUUGUUCAAUCACACAGACCAAAGCGCUGUUUUGAAGGCUGCAUGUGGGCAGGCUGUUUUGGCCAGCACUGAAAUGUACUUUGCUGGUGUUGGAUUACAUGGAGAGGAAGCAGUUGGUUAGUGAUGGGAGAAUCUUAUGUUAAGGUGGAACAUGCCCACACUGGUGGGUCAGGGGACGCUGUUGUCCGUUGGGACUGACAGCCACUCUACAUACUGCACACAUGGGGCUGAUGAAAGCAGCCUCCUUCAAUGAGGUCCACACAUGUCCAAUGAUCUGCUACCCUUUUAACAUGUCAUAAUUGAUCAGAAGCUAGGGGUGGAAAUGUCUUCAAAUGUUCAACUGAUUCUGCCACCAUCAUGGUUUUCACUGUUAUAGAUGCUGUUGUGCAUAGUCAAUUGGAUACAAAUUGGAAUGAAAAAGACUCUUGGAUGGGUUGACUAAUUGUCCAAAUAUGUUUCUUAUUGCUUGUAGUGCAAACAAUUGUGCUACAAUUUCUUCACCAAAAAAGCCUCUUGUCUUAUUUAGUUUGUAUUUAAAAACAUUUUACCUCGCAUUUGUUUUGAGUGUAUUUUUAUCUCUAUACUUUUCCAAUUUAGUUAGAAAUCUAUUGCUUUUAAACUAUCUACUGCAAUUGUUCUACUUGUCUGUGCUCUCCUCCCACUGUUUGUUUUUGGGUAAUGAGUUAAUUGCACCUGUAAGGUGUUCGCUAGUUCACACUGAGUCUGGAGUUGAAAGUUGUUUGUGGUUAUCCAUCAGCUAGCAGCAGAUGCCGUAGAUGCCUGGGCUCUUGGUGAGGCGCCAACGUCCCAUUGGCUUGGUGGCAGUGAGGCGGAACAGAGAUGAGUGACAGCCAGUGAGGAGGAGGAGAUGGAAAGAGAGGGCUGUCAUUAACUAGCCUGAUGGCCCACUGACAUGCUAAUAACCUCUGCCUUGAUUCAUCAUCACAUCAGACUAGCAUUUGAUGCCCUCAGAAGCACCUGGUGCUGUGGUCUGUACUAAAACUGUCUCAAUGUGCCAUGCUCCGAGUUAAUCAUUUUUACUGCUGCACAUUAGGUAUUUUGUAACAGCCCUAUCAUGGCUUUAUGAAAAGUCACAGAUUGCAAACCCAUAAAAAUUAGUUUAAAGAGUUGUUUAAAUGUUAAUUUGAUGAUUUGCUAGUUCAUGUGAAAGUGGACAGUGCAGGAAGGUGGGGGUGAGUCCUUGUCUCUCACUCACCCCUGGGAGGGGCCGCGAUGUGCCUCUACCUGCCCAGCACACCUGUCUUCCUCUCCUUAGAUCAUCUCGUCUUCCUCCACGCAUGAGUUGCACUUGGCCGGCGUGGAAAAAAUGUGGACCGGCUCUCGCCUCUCUUUUCCCCUGGCACUUUGAAGCCUAAAGUGUGAUUGCUCUUGGAUCGUGGCCGCUUUCCCUUGAACGUUUUGUCAUGAAAAGCAGGUUGGGCUCUCAGCUUUAUCCCAUAGCCAGUGAUCCAGAACUAAACCAAUCAGCCUGCUCUCUGCAGGAUACUCUUAGCAACCAGAGAGAGUGAGGCAUCGAGCAGAUAGGGGCUUCCUCUGCUCUAAAACACAUGUCCCUUUGUCUUCCCUGGAUGUGACAAACACAUCCAUCACAAUAAUUUAAUAAGAGACGGAAUUAAAUUCUACUGCCAUGCUUUGAUUUAAAGUUCAAGUUGGUCAAUAAGAGUAAGUGCAACCACAAGCAACCGAUGAUGAGAUAACCUUGCUGUGAUUUCAUAUGGCAUUAUUUUGACAAUUUGCAAUGAAUCGGAAAUAAAAAUGUGGAGUUUAGGUAGACCCUGUCUGAAAAAUCUGCCUGGCAUUCUGAAAAGUCAUUAGCAGCAGAGACAGUUAAGUGACAACCCUUAAGCUUCGCUUAUGCUCUCAUUAACAGUUGAUCUUAUCAGUGUUCAUUGCUGCUUAUUACAGACCGCAAAUUACACCAGCCAUAUGCACAGUCCCGUGACACCAACGAACAUCAUCCAUCUUCACAAGACAUUUGUCAGACCUUUAGUCGGAUGUUUUGAAGUGUCACUAAUGGGUGAGUAUUAAUGAUAUUGUGCGUUGUUCCCAAUCUCUGUCAUCUAAGUUCCUGUACUAACACAUCCACAGUUAAAUCUGAUAGUUGAGCCAGUUUCAAAGGUCCUUUAAAAAGAACAUUGAAGGCUUUUGUUAUGUAUGGUACAUGUAUUGCCUAACACUGCACUAACCUAAAGAGCUGCUCUUUAUGUUGGUCUUAUACUGCAGAGUAUUGGCAUUUCUCAUUUCAACAUUCCUUGUAUUGCUUCUCUUGUCCUCUUUGGAACUAUCCCUUUACAUUUACAUUUGUAAGCCAUAUAUACGAGCUCAAACAAGUCCAUUUCAAACUAGAGUCAGUAAUGGAAAAAGAGGCACAACAACGUUGGUGGGUUUUUUAAAUCCAUGGAGAUUGUGCAUUUUGCCCCCAAUGUUGAAUGCCCACUAAUGAUGCUGUGAUUUUUAUUGAAGCCUGCUGUGGAAUUCACAGGCUGCCAUGUGAUCCAGGGACCUGGGAAUACCUGAGAGACCAGUGAAGACUGGUGUGAGCCACUGCCAUUGUUGUCCUAAUGCCUCCUUCAAUUAUCCACAAGCAGCUCAUUUGUACACGAGCCCCUUACUGAUGGCUAAACCACCCCUGCUGUUUUUUCACCAAUUUCUCCCCUGAUUAGCUGGAUCAAUGGGCAUUAGAGGAACCCGGGACAGACCAAACACAGCAGGGAGAGGGGAUCUACUUUCAGACAUCCCAGAAAUCCCUCUGUCUACCUGUGUGCCAAGGACAAAUGGAACGGAGAUGGCCAUUCAGUAUUCAGUGCUAACCCACAUACAAUGUUUAUUUACCCACCCUUCAAACUAGACACUUUUAAUCUAUUUUCCUUUUUGCUUUAGAAAUGACAAAGCCAAGAAAUUACUGGGGGCUGCUGGAGCAGAGUGAACGUUGAUGCCUCAUUGUCGCACGCAUACACACGCACCAAUAAACAUGCUCACAGGUUCAUCUUAACAUAAAGAUUGUCCAGGUAUUUCUGAUGUUUGUCUAUUGACCUUUAUACCUGUGCGUAGGCUUUAUUUAGUGUUUGAACAGGUGUGGAUGAAAGCCCCACUGGAGAGGAGAGAGAGUUGCUGUCCUCUGACUAGACAGUGAUUCACCUUCCCCUGGUGUUGGGAGCAUGGCUUUGGCCAGAUGUCUCCUGCUGAUGUUCUGGAACUGAUCAAAGACAGUCAGUCCUCAUCAUGAUCAACUCAUCAGAGAUCCUUCAACACCGGGGCCACAGCUGGGCUGCUUGGGAAAGGUGUGGAUGAUCUUUAAGAGUAUGCACAGCAACGAGUCAGUCUGGGCCCACUGUGAGUCAUGUGACUGCUAAGGAAGGAGGAGGGAACAGCAGGAUAGGAGAGAGAACUUCACCAGACUAAGGUGAGACCCCCUUACCUGCUGAGUGCAGUCCUCUCUCGCCUCCCCACCCAUCACCUGCAUCUCACCUGAGCUCCUCCUGAGUCUCCAUGUCAACCUUCAUCUUAGGCAGCCUUCUGGAUCGAGAGUCAAUGUAUGGCUGAUGACUGCAAUUCAUCCCUCAGAAUUAAUGGUGGAAGAUUCUGUGACUUCUUUCAUUCUGGAUCUGGUGAUGUACUUCAUUAACAGCCCUAUUAUAUUUCACUGUGGUAAAGAAGCCUCAAGACUUGACCUCUGCUCCAUCUUGUGCCAACCUCAACAAGAAUGUUUACUCUGAUGUUGUGAAGUGCUCCUGAGAUACGUCCCAUUGUUUUGGUAUCAGACUGUCCCCUUUAUACCAGUGGAUUGACACUUAAGACUCUGGACUCCUCUAAGAGCUUUUGGAUAAUGUUUGGCCCUGGGCAGUUGGUCUCCACUCUUCUACCUGCAGUCUUCCACUCCUCCGCAGCUCACUUGUUCCCUGCGUUCCCCACCAGACUGGGCUCCCCUCCACAGAUCCUGAUCCCUGGGCCCCUGAUCAGCUAUGAGUCCCUGCGGAGUUACUUGCAACCAGAGCCCUGCAAAGAGGCUCUGUUCCUGGCCACACAGGCAGCUGGGAUGGGGCAGUUCACGGCCAGCAUGGAUGAACAGAGGCCAGUGAAGCAGCGUCGUGCGCGGGCCAACUACAGCAGCUGGCAGCUGGAGGAGCUGGAGAAGACCUUUGAGAACACCCACUACCCUGAUGUCUUCAUGAGGGAAGCUCUGGCCCUCAGACUGGACCUCAUCGAGGCCAGAGUGCAGGUGUGGUUUCAGAACCGCCGGGCUAAGAUGCGGAGGCAGCUAAAGUUACAGGGCCAGCUAGGAGAGCCAUUUCCCAGGAAGGACAAUGCCAAGGACACAACAACAGACAAACCCAAUAAGAGCUUACCGGAGCUAGGGAGCUCUGACGGCGAGCACUGGGAGAGGAGGCAGGAGAAAGGAAGCUAUCCCUGGACUAAAGUACCUCGUUCUGCUGUGAUGACCACCCCCAUACAGGGUAUGAUUCAGGGGCCAGCAGGGGAAUGGGAGGGGAUGGAGGGACCCAGUCCAGAAGAGUUCCGCUGCUGUAGCAUUGCCAAGCUGAGGGCCAAGGCCAGGGAGCACGAGGCUGAGAUCCAUAGCACUGUGGCCAGAUCAGGAGGAGGAGAGACAUCAGCACUGCAGACACAAACACAGAACACUGACGACAGAGAGAGCAACUGAUAUGGCUCUUUCUCUAUGCAUGGCUUUUGCAAACAGGUCCCGAAGACCUCAUCAUGGUUGAGGCAACUUGCCUAAAUACCCCAUCCUUGGUUUUAUUCAUUCUGUUAUUCAAUGAGGAUAUGAACUAACAUUUACAAAAGGUGCUGAUUUUUUUGUUUAAUAUUAUAUAAAUGUAUUGUGUUUUGAAAUGCCAUUAUUUUUCUGUACUGGACAUCUUUUUCUAUCAACAAUCACGCUAAACGUGUAUUUUAAAUGCUCAGACUAGGAAGAGGUGAAUAUAUAGUAUAUCCACAGCAACAUCUUAUAAAUAUAUAGUAUAUCCAUAGCAACAUCUUAUAAAUAUAUAGUAUAUCCACAGUAACAUCUUAUAAAUAUAUAGUAUAUCCAUAGCAACAUCUUAUAAAUAUAUAGUAUAUCCAUAGUAACAUCUUAUAAAUAUAUAGUAUAUCCAUAACAACAUCUUAUAAAUAAAUAGUAUAUCCACAGUAACAUCUUAUAAAUAUAUAGUAUAUCCAUAGCAACAUCUUAUAAAUAUAUAGUAUAUCCACAGUAACAUCUUAUAAAUAUAUAGUAUAUCCACAGUAACAUCUUAUAAAUAAAUAGUAUAGCCAUGGUAACAUCUUAUAAAUAUAUAGUAUAUCCAUAGUAACAUCUUAUAAAUAUAUAGUAUAUCCAUAGUAACAUCUUGACAUUUUAUCCUUAAUGUUUCUUUAUACUUUGGCUGAACAAUUUCAGUUUCUAUCAAGAACUAUCUUGAACUCUAGAACACAUGAGACAAAGAUGACAUUGUUUCACAUUCCCCACUCAGGUGGUUCAUUUUAUUUAACCUUUAUUUAUCCAGAUGAGUCAAUUCAGAAUAAAUUAUUAAAUUAACACAUUCAUGGUUUUUCACACCUAAAUAAAUCUGUGCACAAUACAUGUUAAACUCAGACAUGCAGUCCUGACCUUCAUCCAUCACCUCAGGGUCUUUAGAUAUUCUGCUGUAUUACUGGUGACUAAAUGCUCUUACAUUAGCCAUCAGAUUAGGGUCAAAUUAAGAGGAAACGCUCUGAUGACUUCUCAAUGACCUCAUCGAUGACAAGCCCAACCCUGGCCGGGGCUAUCCUGUUACCUUCACUGCAGACCGAGAGGCAGGAUGUCUGCGUGCUGCCACAGGCCCUCGUAGGAAACAAUGGAAGUGGCUGAAAAAUGACUGGCCCCAAUGACAGGAACGCUUUCUGAGGAUUACGAGCCAAAUACAUGUUGUUUUUUGCUGAGAAAGAUGAACUUUUUACAACAGUGCUGUCAUUUAAAUACAUCAGAGAGGCUAUCA